This is a messenger RNA of Mesorhabditis belari, 321 nucleotides long. The record is from the annotation of a GenBank genome assembly. Lineage: Eukaryota; Metazoa; Nematoda; Chromadorea; Rhabditida; Rhabditidae.
AUGUCGAGGAGUGAGGAGGCGCCGAAUUGUGUUUGUCCAAACUGUCCAAACUGUGAGCAGCCGCUGUCGAUCAAGGUACAAGCUCAAAGCCAGACUGCUCGUGUUUGGGAUCACGGUGACGUCGCUCUCUUAGAGCUGGAAACGGAUAUUGACACCAGUGAUGAUCUUGGAAAGCGAGUAUGCCUCGAAGCCAGGGGCUUGACACUGAAAGAGCCGAUGCUCGCUUUUGGAAUGGGAGAUGGUAAAAUUCAAAAGUUGUCUAGCGAUGAACAAGACACCUUCUGCGGUCGCGGAAAAGCCACGACUAAGGCAAAUAUCCUU